Molecule: messenger RNA, 889 nt
Organism: Paramacrobiotus metropolitanus
Lineage: Eukaryota; Metazoa; Tardigrada; Eutardigrada; Parachela; Macrobiotidae
Exons: 3
Coding region: 216-737 (173 amino acids)
Source: RefSeq, a predicted model, not a curated record
UGGCCUGUCACCGCCUGUCUGUCAGCCUUUUACAACAGCGAUCGCAAAGCUAUGUAAAGUACAACGGUUCUAAAGUAAAAUAUAAAGCGAAGCUGUCUAUGUAGGUGUUCUUCGGUUAGAUAAAUGGCACUUUGAAUCAAAUAAUCAUUCCUGCAUCCAGUGCGAUGCGUUAGACCACCGGCUGAUAACAGCAUUAUCAUUCUAUUCUUCGUUAUAUGCCUCAAAGACCGAUUGCUGAUUCGCUGGAGACAACGUACAUAUUCGUAGAUGCUUCCCCCUGCGCGAAAGAGAGAGCUCCAAACAAGAAGUAUGCCAUGCAGUUCUGGAUAUGGGAUGCUGUGGCCGUUGUCUGUGUGAUUCACAUCACAUACAUGUACCCUGUUACGGCAUUCUGGUGUUUCUUCUGUGAGAACGUCACGGAAUGUACUAGCACGCAAACGAGAAUGCGCAACUGCACAGAGGAGCGACAUUGUCAGACAAUAUUUACAAACGGUGUGGCAAGCUACAGUAACUGCUCGUCGAAAUGGGGACUGACAGCCGCCUGCAAACAUAGUGUCGCAAACGAGGGCGAUGUGUGCGUGUGUAACGUCCAACGCGAAGGACAACUGUGCAACAAGUACCGCCAUUUAGAAGAAGUUCCGUAUUAUAAACCGAAAGAAGCCGAAAAUGGCGAUAUUUCUCUGCCGUCCAGCUUGUGGAUACAAUGGGGGAUUUGGUUGUGGUUGAUGGUUAUUUGAUUGUAGGGUGAUGUGCUUAGCGUUCGUGGCAGAAUCCUUUUGCGGGAAUGACGUAACUUACGUUUACCACGUCGCUCUGUGAAGCAGCUGCUGUACGUUUUGUUUAAAUUUUAAUCUGUGAUUACGAGGCCAAAACAAGAUGGAUUAAAUGA